AUACUUAGCUUUAACAAGGUAUAUGCUACGGGGUUCAAUGAGUUCAAUUCCUGUUAACAUUCUUCUCCUUUCCUUGCUCCUUGUAGUAAGUGUUAGUCUUUGCUUCAGCUAUGGAAGCUUUACUCAAGGUUGCAGCCAGAUUGAGAGAGAUGCCCUUUUAAAGUUCAAGCAUGAUCUCAAAGACCCUUCAAACCGUCUUGCUUCUUGGGCUGGUUUUGGAGGGGAUUGUUGCACUUGGCGUGGAGUCAUUUGUGACAAUGUAACUGGCCAUGUCAUUGAGCUCCGUCUAAGAAGUAUUUCUUUCGCAGACUAUCUUGCUUCUAGUGGUGCUUCCACUCAAUAUGAAGAUUAUCUGAAGUUAAUCUUGAGUGGUAGGAUCAAUCCUUCAUUGGUCAGCUUGAAGCAUUUGAGGUACUUAGACCUACGAAACAAUGACUUUGGAGGAGUUCAAAUUCCCAAAUUCAUUGGCUUGAUAGGGAGCUUGAAACACCUUGACCUUUCAGAUGCUGGGUUUGCAGGUACGAUUCCUCACGGACUAGGAAAUCUCUCAGAUCUUAACUACCUUAAUCUCCAUGAUUAUUAUUCCCAGUUCAACGUUGAGAAUUUAAAUUGGCUCUCUCAACUUUCUUCACUAGAAUUUCUUGAUUUAAGUCUUGUGCAUCUUGGUAACGUUUUUAAUUGGUUAGAGGUGAUAAACACACUCCCUUCUUUGGUAGAAUUACACUUGUCAUAUUGCCAACUUCCUCCUGUUCCUCCAAUUCUCUACGUUAACUUUUCAUCCCUUUCUAUUCUUGAUUUGUCAUCCAACUAUGUUGAUGAAUCUGCAAUUUCCAUGCUAAACUUUCCUAGAUGGGUUUCUCAUCUUAAAACUCUUCUUUCUCUUAACCUGGCAAAUAAUAAUUUUCAAGGUCCAAUCCCGAAUGGUCUUCAAAACUUGACAUUGCUUAAGGCACUUGAUUUAUCUAUCAAUCACUUCAGUUCUUCUAUACCCGAAUGGUUGUAUGGUUUCGAACAUCUUAAGCUCCUCAAUCUUGGAUCCAACAACUUGCAAGGUGUUCUUUCAAGUGCCAUCGGAAACAUGACCUCCUUGAUUAGCCUUGACUUGUCAUUAAAUCAUGAGCUCAAAUUCGAAGGAGGAAUUCCGGGAUCAUUCAAAAAACUUUGCAAUUUGAGGACACUGUCCUUGUCAAACGUUAAACUGAACCAAGAUAUUGCUGAGGUCCUUGAAGUGCUGUUAGGAUGUGUUUCGGAAGAGGUUGAGUCAUUAGACUUGGCUGGUUGUCUAUUAUUUGGUCAGUUGACCAACCAUCUUGGGAAAUUUAGGAAUCUAGCUUACCUUGGUCUAAGGUCUAAUUCUAUUUCAGGUCCAAUUCCAAUGGCUUUAGGAGAAUUAGUGUCACGACCCGAAUCCCGGAUCCAUGACCGGCACAUAGGCAAGGUUCCAUACCUAUGCGAACCCAAACUUACACACAAACUUAUCAUAACUCAAUCAGAGUUCAACGCAGCAUUAAUAACAUUAGUGUCCUUAAGAAGUCUUGUCCUCUCUGAUAAUAAGUUGAAUGGAACUCUUCCAAAAUCUUUUGGGGAGCUUACGAAGUUGGAAGAGAUGGAUAUUUCUCACAAUUUAUUUCAGGGUGAAGUUUCUGAAGUUCACUUUGCAAACCUCAAAAAUUUGAGAAACUUUUCUGCUGCCGGAAACCAGCUGAAUUUGAGAGUAAGUCCUGAUUGGAUUCCUCCUCAACUUGUGUUCAUUGAUUUGAGAUCUUGGAAUGUUGGGCCUCAAUUCCCCAAGUGGGUUCGUCCACUUGAGCAUUUGUCAUAUUUGGAUAUCUCUAACUCGAGUAUUUCGAGUACUAUUCCUAUUUGGUUUUGGACCAUGUCAUUUCGAAUGGAGUAUUUAAAUCUCUCCCACAAUCAAAUCCAAGGGGUGAUUCCCAGUAAACUCAAGCUUGAUUUUACUGCUUCCUACCCUUUAGUCGACUUGAGCUCGAAUCAAUUCAAGGGUCCAUUACCAAGUAUAUUCUCUAAUGUGGGUGCAUUAGAUCUCUCCAACAAUUCAUUUUCAGGUUCCAUGCUCAACUUCUUAUGCCAUAAGAUAGAUGAGUUGAAGAAUAUGCAAGUUCUUAACCUCGGAGAGAAUCUUUUAUCUGGAGUGAUACCAGAUUGUUGGUCGAGCUGGCAAUAUUUGGUGGCGAUAAAAUUGAGCAACAACAAACUCAGUGGCAACAUUCCUGAUUCCAUUGGAGCUUUGAGCUUGCUUGAGUCAUUGCACAUUCGCAACAGCAGCCUAUCAGGUAAACUACCAAUUUCGUUGAAAAAUUGUACGAAGUUGAUCACACUUGAUGUUGCUGAAAAUGAAUUAGUCGGAAGCAUGCCAGCAUGGAUUGGAAAGAGGUUCUCAAGCAUGGUUGUCCUCAACAUGCGAGCAAACAAGUUUCAUGGCCGCAUACCGAGAGAGCUAUGCAAUCUAGCUUCUUUACAAAUCCUGGACCUUGCUCAUAAUCGCCUCUCGUGGAGUAUACCAACUUGUUUCAAUAAACUCAGUGCCAUGGCUACAAGAAACGAUUCUCUUGGAAAGAUUUAUUUGGACAGUGGAUCGUCUACCUUUGACAAUGUGCUUCUUGUGAUGAAAGGAAAAGUUGUCGAGUACAGUACUAUUCUUAAAUUCGUAAGGAGCAUCGACCUUUCCAGCAAUGCUUUAUGUGGGGAGAUUCCUGAGGAAGUUACACGUCUCAGUGAAUUACAAUCUUUGAAUCUAUCCCAAAAUUCCUUGACAGGAAGAAUUCCUGAAGGCAUAGGUUCCCUUCGAUAUUUGGAAUCCAUGGAUUUUUCUGUAAACCAACUUUCUGGCGAAAUCCCUCAAAGCAUGUCAGAUCUGACGUUUCUAAGCCAUUUGAACUUAUCCGACAAUAGACUACGGGGAAGAAUUCCUUCAGGGACUCAAUUACAAAGCUUUGGUCCAUCUAGUUUCAGUGGCAACGAGCUCUGUGGACCUCCACUCUCCAAGAAUUGCAGCGUGGAUAACAAGUUUCAUGUUGAGCAUGAAAGGGAAGAGGAUGGCAAUGGACUCAAGGGUAGGUGGUUCUAUGUGAGCAUGGUACUGGGUUUCAUUGUGGGGUUCUGGGGUGUAGUCGGUCCUUUAAUGUUUAAUAGACGGUGGAGAUACGUAUAUUAUCAUUUCUUGGACAGAUUGAGAGACCAAAUUUGGUGGCGUUUCAUGUAAUAAAUAUCAUAUACGUAUAUAUGUAUGUAUCAACAAGUGUUUGUAGUGUAGACAAAGUAUGUGUGUGUUUUACUAUUUCAUGUAUUAUCUAGAUCAUAAAUCUUUUGUAAUUUUGUAAGCUUUUAUUUUACAUCAUAAAAGUUUAAGUCGAACGUGGUUUUUUUACCUCUAUAUUAAUUAGA
Populus trichocarpa (black cottonwood) is the source of this 3405-nucleotide messenger RNA. Its product is annotated as receptor-like protein EIX2. NCBI's taxonomy places the organism in Eukaryota, Viridiplantae, Streptophyta, Magnoliopsida, Malpighiales, Salicaceae. Gene Ontology annotation, molecular function: protein binding. The coding region runs from base 23 to 3223 and encodes 1066 amino acids. The transcript is spliced from 2 exons. The record is from RefSeq and is a predicted model, not a curated record.